Molecule: messenger RNA, 559 nt
Organism: Notothenia coriiceps (black rockcod)
Lineage: Eukaryota; Metazoa; Chordata; Actinopteri; Perciformes; Nototheniidae
Gene: katnal2
Product: katanin p60 subunit A-like 2
Exons: 5
Coding region: 1-537 (178 amino acids)
Molecular function (GO): ATP binding; ATP hydrolysis activity
Source: RefSeq, a predicted model, not a curated record
AUGACAGUUGAAAGAUCACUGGGGGAGCACGAGGGGAGUCGCAGGAUGAAGACGGAGCUGCUGGUGCAGAUGGACGGCCUGGCCCGGUCAGAGGACCUCGUGUUUGUUCUGGCUGCCUCCAACCUGCCCUGGGAGCUGGACCACGCCAUGCUGCGGAGGUUAGAGAAGAGGAUUCUGGUUGGUCUGCCCUCCUCGCCAGCUCGCCAAGCCAUGGUCUCUCAUUGGCUGCCUCCUCUCAGCUGCACAGGAGGGGUGGAGCUACGCACUGAGCUGGACUAUGAGACUCUGGCCAAGGGGAUGGAGGGUUACUCUGGCUCUGAUGUGAAGCUGGUGUGUAAGGAGUCCGCCAUGAGACCAGUGCGCAAGAUCUUUGAUGCUCUGGAGUCACAUCAGGACGGAGGCAGCAACAUGCCAGUCAUCCAGCUGGAAACCGUGACAACAGCUGACUUCCUGGAGGUCCUCACACACACCAAACCCUCGGCCCGAAACCUGAUGGACAGAUACACGGCCUGGGACAGAGAGUACAAGUCUGUCUGACACACAAACACUUUUAUACUAA